Parnassius mnemosyne (clouded apollo) is the source of this 2574-nucleotide messenger RNA. The record is from the annotation of a GenBank genome assembly. Lineage: Eukaryota; Metazoa; Arthropoda; Insecta; Lepidoptera; Papilionidae.
AUGUUAAUAUCGGAAGGGAUCAAUCACGGCAAAUUACAAUCAAUUAUUGUAGGGGAAUUAAAAAAAGCAGGAUUAAAGCAUCGCCUAAAGAAAAUCAUAUUAAAAAAUGUGAAAGAUCAUAAAGCCGUUUUUGGAGCGCCUUUAGUUAAGGUUCCAUCGUGUAGUGUAAUUUGUUGUGGAAGUACACUAAGCAUUCCUAUUGUAGUCAGUGAAAUGUCAUCAGUGCUUCGUUCUAAUGCUCAUAUUCAAGGUUUAUUUCGCAAAGCUGGUUCACAAACUCGCCAAAAAGACAUAAAGAGACUACUUGAUGCAGGUGGAUGUGUAUCGGAAGGCCAUCAUCCAAUAGAUGUGGCCAGUGUACUUAAAUUAUACUUACGCUGCUUACCAGAGCCUCUAAUUAGUGCAGAAGUUCAGGAUUUACUUCUACGAUGUAGAGUCACAGCUGGGGAAGAUGGGUUGAAACCCAUCCUGCACACAUUAUUAUUAUUGCCUGUCCUACAUGUUCACUUACUACAUUAUAUAAUGGAGCUACUUAAUUUUAUUGCAUCAAGACACAAGGACAAUUUAAUGGACUCAUCAAACCUAGCUAUAGUGUUGGCACCCAGUAUUAUGCCCUUACCAGCUGCAUCCUCUGCACAGAGGCUGGAGCACCAUGUUGCACUUGUUAAAAUGUUCAUAGAAAACUCUCAACACAUUGGUGUUCUAACGGACGAUCUCAUGACACAACUGGAUGAUGACUCUGAUGUUUAUAAAUCAAGAAGAAAGAAAAGACGGAGCGGGUCACUAAAUCGAAUGCUCAGCGGUCUUCGUAAAAUGGUGUCCGGAAACGCGAACACACCAGCGACGGUGCCCGAAAAUGGAAAAACCCCUAUCCUUAGCAAAUCGGCGUCCAAAAGGAAGUUAGACGGCUACGAGGGCCUUUCUGCCAAAAUAAAGAAAGAAGUCACGAAAAAUCUGCCACAGAAAGAGUUAUCCUUCACGCCGAUGAAAAUGGGUAUCACAGAACGGAAAAGGUUACGACUAAGCCUAAUGGACGUCAGGGGUACGCCAUUAAUAAACUCUGAUUUCAGUUCUCAUAAAAACUCUGAAACGAGCGUGAGCAGCGAAGACAUAUUAACCUCCUCUGAAAAUUUGUUCAGUGCUCACGACACAAUAGACUUGUCUCCUGAUAUGAAACAAGCAGAUAAGGAUUACGUAAGAAUCUCCAAGCAAGAGUAUGAGGAAAUCAAAAGCAGAGUAUCCGCCAUUGAAAACAGGCUGUCCAGAGAAUUCACAGACGUAAUACCAAGAGUGCAACCUUUACAACACGUUCAAAACGCAUACGAACAAACAUUAGAGGAAGUGGCUAUGUUGAACUGUCCAAACUCUGAACAUUUGGCGCGACGCCUGAGCAAAGAACUAAAGAUUAGACCAAAGGAACAAGCUAAAAUCAUAAGAUCUCCCAGCGCCAGGAAAAUUGGCACAAUUAGACGUCGCUCCAAAGAAAAUAUAACAAAAAUUGUGAGACACAAGUCAUGGAACGCUUCCUCCCAAUCACAAGCUAGUCAUAAUUCAGAUAGAUUCUAUCCGUAUACUGGAAUGAUAUCAAGAGAAAGGACGAGAACAGAAAAGUCAGAUUUGGCCGAUAAAACGCAAAAUACUUCAUUCGAUGAAUGGGACGUUUUUGCGUCGGACAAUUCACUAAAUAACCAAUCGGACCCGAGUCAAAAGUACAGGCUCCGAAGAAGAAUUAGUCUCGCACCUGACGGUAAUUUAGAUAAAACAAUCGGUAAACUUCAGCCUCGAAGAUCGUUAAAUAUUACAACGAACAAUAGCUGGGACGGAACGGCUUCAGAGAAUUCUCUAAAUGACUCCAGUGCUAAAUUUAAUUCAGGACACUUUCAGUGUUACCAAAGUAAUGACAAAACGUCGAACAAGUUUUGUAAAGACAGACCUUCACAACAGAAAUGGCGCAGUGCUGCUGCGUUCUUUAUGGAUAAAACAGGCGAAUUGGAAAGUAACGGUCAAUCGGGACGUCCGUCAGUGAACAAGUUGCGACAGCAGAACGCCGGCGCUGUACUCGCUAAAGCGAAGCUAUUCGAGUCCAGCUCCGACAAGUCGUCAGAGGGAAAUGACAAAAUGCAUUCCGGUUUUGCAAGGAGACCGAGAGUAAACGGCCAACAUCAAAAUAAACCAUUAAAAAGUGUCACAAACACAAAGUCGAAGGUCCCAGUAAAUAUGCACGCGUCGCCAAAUGCUCCUAGUCGUUUAAAUAGGGUAGUAGAUUAUAGCGGUAAGAACACCCUACGACCCUACCCGCCCACUAAUCAAGGAAAGGAAGACGUUAAUAACUGGAGACUUAAUCGGAAAACAACACCGCCUGUAAGGAAAGUAGUUUCGCCACAAAGUGUGCUUAUGAAAACUCCUCAGACGCCAGCUAUGAAGAAACCAUUAUGUCAACCAAGAAAUUUACGGACACCGGUGGCUUCUCACGAUAUAAAGAAAUUAAAUACUCCUCUUAAAGCCGUGCAUAUAUCACCGAGAAGACGAUCACCGAGACAGAAACUACAACGUUCGUUUAAUAAUGUUAAUUAA